Strigops habroptila (Kakapo) is the source of this 548-nucleotide messenger RNA. RefSeq names its product BBSome interacting protein 1 (gene BBIP1). Gene Ontology annotation, biological process: receptor localization to non-motile cilium; cilium assembly. The record is from RefSeq and is a predicted model, not a curated record. NCBI's taxonomy places the organism in Eukaryota, Metazoa, Chordata, Aves, Psittaciformes, Psittacidae. The transcript is spliced from 3 exons. Bases 37 to 288 code for a protein of 83 amino acids. Gene Ontology annotation, cellular component: BBSome.
GCAGUGCAGGCUGGGAGCUGUAGUUCUCCCGUCCGCAUGCGCAGGGGAGCCGCCAUGCCGGAGGGGAAGGCUGCGUUCCAGGAGGUGCUGCCCAAGCAAGGGCAGCUGUCGGUGGAGGACACGGCCUCCCUGGUGCUGUGCAAGCCCAAGGUGCUGCCGCUCAAGUCGGUGUCGCUGGAGAAGCUGGAGGCGCUGCAGCGGGCGGCGCUGGCGGCGGCGGCGCCACGGCCCCCCGAGGAGGGAGCGCAGCCCCCCGAGGAGACACCGCAGCCCCAGCCUCAGGCGUAGCCCGGGCCGCGUGUCCGCACCCGCCCCUCCGAGCUCACAGUUUUUCACUGUCACUGACAUGGAUUGGAUCAUUGUGACAACUCAGUCUUCCAUCUCGGUACUGCACUGAUCUCUGCUCAGCAGAACAGAAGAGAAGGCAGGCCUUCAUCCUCUGGAGAGCACACAGGCCUGCAACAGACUCGCUGGAGGCUUAUUUUCCUCAACUAUUUAUCCCAUAACAGGAUAACCAUAACCCCUUAAUAAACUUUUUACUAGUCCAG